AUGUGGUGGAAGAGAUGCUCACGCGUCAGAAAACGCGCGAGGGGGUUGGGAUAUGAGGAUGAGCACAACGGUCAGACAAGAUCCAUGAUGAUGCAGUUUAAGAAGAUUGCAAAAGGGGGAACACAAUUGCCGACGAACGCGCCACUUUAUGAAGGUAGAGGGCGAGAGCACUAUCAAGCACAGAGCCGCAAGCCACUACAAGUUACCUCCUUGCCGAUAGCCUCACGCCAAGACGCUACAGCAUUAGCCUCCUGCGAGUGGGUAAAGGCGUGGGCCCUGCGCUGCAGGCAAUUCAGGGGAGGCGGGCUCACUUGCGUCAAUGUAAUCAGAUAG
Amoebophrya sp. A25 is the source of this 333-nucleotide messenger RNA. The record is from the annotation of a GenBank genome assembly. Lineage: Eukaryota; Dinophyceae; Syndiniales; Amoebophryaceae.